CGGCCGACACGCCUCAAACCGCCCAGAAUCAAAUAUUUAUUUUAUUCCAGGAGUGGCAACAGGUUCUCUUUAAUUCUUUACCGGUCGGUCUUCUCUUUGUGUAAUUGCUGAAGUUGGAAAAUUUUGAGGAUUGUCAAUAAUGGGAGCACCUCGCACAAAAUUGUUUGUCGGACAUUUACCUGAUGGAUGUACUAACGAUGAACUUCAGGCUCUUUUUGAGAAGUACGGAACGGUUAAAGAAUGUGAUGUGAUUAAUAAAUAUGGAUUUGUGCACAUGAGCACACCUGAAGAAGCCCAAGAUGCAAUAAAAGCUCUUAAUAAUUACACUUUUAGAGGUUCAUCUUUGAGUGUGGAGCCAUCGAAAAGCAAACUGCAUCCCGAACCAGGAGCACCCGGACGUGCAAAGGGUGGAACAUCUAGAGGUAGUCGAGGAAAUUAUGGUGGUGGAUAUGGAGGGCCUCAACGAGGUAGUGGAUUUGCCAAUGGUUACAGAGGAAGAUUUGAUGGACCUUCAUUUGGUGGAGGUCGUGAUUUUUAUCCAGAGCGUCCUUAUGGUGGCAGUAUGAGUUCAAGAAUGAGGCCUUAUCCAAUGCCAUAUGAACGUCAUUCAUUAUCUAUGGGCCUGAGGGAUGAGUAUGAUUAUCGUUCUUCACUUUAUUCAGUUCCUUCGAGAGAUCCGUAUGCACGGCCAUCAAUACCACCUCGAGAUUUGUAUGAAAGAAGACCCUCUUCAUAUCCAACAGCUAGUGAUUAUUUGUACUCUCGCAGAUCACCUCCACCUCCAAUUUCUGCACCUUCAAGGUCUUACUGGUACAGCGAUGGUAUUGGAGAGAUUUCUGAAAUGGGAUUGAAGCCAUCCUUGUAUUAUUAACUCUGAGCUUCUUAAAUAUCAUCAAGAUUAGCUCCUCCAUCUGCUACCAGGCGACCCUACUUUUGAGAACCAAAAUGGAUGCAUUUUUUUUACAUUUGACUUUUGUAUGAAAAGCAGUCAUAAUCAUGGAACAUCAGAGCUCAUAAUUUUUAACAAAUAAUCAUCCACUUAUCCCAUUAGCACAAACAUUUAUUAAAUGUAAUUAAAUAGUCCAUAUUUUACUAUGGAAUGCAAAUCUAAUAUUUUCAUCAAUGAAUUGAAAGGUAUUAAAAUUCUUCAAAUGAUUUGCCAUUUGUUGGGAUCAGUGACCUGCAAUGUGAGAAGUACUUUUUUUUUUUGUACUUUUCAGUAUUGAAUUGUGUGAAUAUCUUUUCCAUUGUUAAAAUAUAAUUGAGACAUUUAAAAAUAAUCCUUGAUUUCUUUUCUUGUUAUUCAAAAAUACUUCCAUUACAUUCAUUAUGUAUAAAAUUUGAAAUAUUUUAAGAGGAAUGUGAAAGAAAAUUAGGAAUAUUUCCUAAUUUAAGUAUUUAAUCUGUUAAGCAAGCAUUUUUAUGUAUACUGGAUGAAAAAUGGUUCUUGUUUUGAAUAAAAUGCAUUCCAUGUCUUU
This is a messenger RNA of Stegodyphus dumicola, 1478 nucleotides long. RefSeq lists its product as uncharacterized. The record is from RefSeq and is a predicted model, not a curated record. Lineage: Eukaryota; Metazoa; Arthropoda; Arachnida; Araneae; Eresidae. Gene Ontology annotation, molecular function: mRNA binding. Gene Ontology annotation, cellular component: nucleus.